This is a messenger RNA of Dovyalis caffra, 3018 nucleotides long. NCBI's taxonomy places the organism in Eukaryota, Viridiplantae, Streptophyta, Magnoliopsida, Malpighiales, Salicaceae. The record is from the annotation of a GenBank genome assembly.
AUGGGUUUUUCUCAUUUGUUGUUACAUGUUCUGGUUUGUUCCCUUGCUUCUCUUAGAGGUUGCAUGGGAAGUGAUAAUGUACCGAUACAAAUCAAUGAUGAUGUCUUAGGGCUGAUUGUUUUUAAGUCAGACCUUAUCGACCCAUCUUCCUAUCUCAGCUCAUGGAACGAAGAUGAUGACUCCCCAUGUUCAUGGGAGUUCAUAGAGUGCAAUCCGUUAAGCGGCAGUGUUUCUCAAGUCUCACUUGAUGGCUUGGGAUUAUCAGGAAAAUUGGGUAAAGGGCUCCAAAAGUUGCAGCAUUUGAAGACAUUAUCAUUGUCCCACAACAAUUUUAGCGGUGACAUUAGUCUUCAGCUUGGUCUCCUUUCAAAUCUAGAAAGACUCAACCUUAGCCACAACAGUCUUUCAGGCCUCAUUCCAUCUUUUCUUGACAACAUGAGUUCCAUUAAGUUUCUUGAUCUCUCUCAGAAUUUUUUCUCAGGACCACUCCCUGAUGAUCUUUUUCGAAACUCUUUAUCUCUUCGCUACCUUUCUUUAGCAGGGAAUAUGUUUGAAGGUCCAAUACCUAGUUCAUUAUGGAGCUGCGCUUCCUUGAACACUCUCAGUCUGUCCAACAACCAUUUCUCCGGUGACCCAGAUUUUGCUACUGGGAUUUGGUCAUUGGAGCGGCUUCGAAGAUUGGAUCUUUCACACAACGAAUUUUCUGGACCCGUGCCACAAGGGGUAUCGGCCAUUCACAACUUGAAAGAGCUCCAAUUACAGGGAAAUCGCUUUUCCGGACCACUGCCUGUAGAUAUUGGACUGUGCCCGCACUUGAAUAGAUUGGAUUUAAGCAGCAAUCUCUUUAGUGGAGCGCUGCCACAGUCUCUUCAGAGGCUAAAUUCAAUGAACUAUGUCAGUUUAUCCAAGAAUAUGUUGACAGGCGAGUUCCCUCAGUGGAUUGGUAGCUUGAGCGAUCUUGAAUACUUGGACUUGUCAAGCAAUGCUCUAACUGGUAGCAUCCCAUCAUCCAUUGGUGACUUGAAAUCACUGAGCUACUUGAGUUUGUCCAAUAACAAACUCUUUGGCAACAUUCCCACCUCAAUGGUUUCCUGUACUAUGUUAUCAGUGAUUCGGUUGAGAGGUAACAGCUUUAAUGGCAGCAUACCAGCAGGCUUGUUUGAUCUUGGGCUAGAGGAAGUAGAUUUUUCACACAAUGGAUUGAUAGGUUCAAUUCCAUCAAGUUCAAGUACUUUCUUUUCAUCUCUUCACACACUGGACCUUUCAAGGAACAAUCUCACAGGACGUAUUCCAGCAGAAAUGGGUCUCUCAUCUGAUUUGAGAUACUUGAAUUUGUCCUGGAACAAUCUGGAAUCAAGAAUGCCACCAGAGCUUGGCUACUUUCAGAACUUGACAGUUUUGGAUCUUCGAAGCAGUGGUUUAGUUGGCUCAAUUCCUGCAGAUAUAUGUGAGUCUGGAAGUUUGAGCAUCCUUCAAUUGGAUGGAAAUUCAUUGGUGGGCCAAAUUCCUGAAGAGAUUGGAAAUUGUUCGUCACUGUAUUUGCUGAGCUUGUCCCAAAAUAAUUUGAGCGGUUACAUUCCCAAGUCCGUUUCAAGGCUGAACAAGCUCAAGAUUCUGAAAUUGGAAUUCAAUGAACUGACUGGAGAGAUACCACAAGAGCUUGGAAAACUGGAGAAUCUUCUGGCUGUAAAUAUAUCUUAUAACAAGCUCAUAGGCAGGCUUCCUGUUGGGGGUAUAUUUCCAAGUUUGGAUCAAAGUGCAUUGCAGGGGAAUUUGGGAAUUUGCUCACCCUUGUUGAAGGGACCAUGUAAGAUGAACGUUCCCAAGCCUCUUGUCCUUGAUCCGUAUGCCUACGGCAAUCAAGAUGGCAAGAGACCAAGGAGUAUAUCCUCUCCCCCGGCAAGGUUCCAUCACCAUAUGUUCCUCAGUGUUUCAGCUAUCAUUGCAAUUUCGGCAGCUAUAUUCAUUGUGUUUGGAGUGAUACUCAUAAGCCUGCUAAAUGUAUCUGCCCGGAAGAGGCUUGCAUUUAUGGAUCAUGCCUUAGAAAGCAUGUGCUCAAGCUCUUCCAGAUCUGGAAAUCUAGCCACAGGCAAGCUGGUCCUGUUUGAUUCAAAAUCAUCCCCUGAUUGGAUCAGCAAUCCAGAAUCACUCCUUAAUAAGGCUGCUGAAAUAGGCCAAGGGGUAUUUGGAACUGUUUACAAGGUCUCAUUGGGUUCAGAGGCAAGAAUGGUAGCGAUAAAAAAGCUUAUUACAUCACAUAUUAUCCAAUAUCCUGAAGAUUUUGAUCGAGAAGUUCGAGUAUUAGGAAAGGCAAGGCACCCAAAUCUCUUAUCACUAAAAGGGUAUUACUGGACUCCUCAGUUGCAGCUAUUGGUAUCAGAAUAUGCACCUAAUGGCAGCUUACAAGCCAAACUCCAUGAAAGGCUACCCUCUACUCCGCCUCUUUCUUGGGCAAACAGAUUGAAGAUUGUGCUUGGAACAGCGAAGGGACUAGCACACCUGCAUCAUUCUUUCCGUCCACCCAUCAUUCAUUAUAACAUAAAACCAAGCAACAUUCUUCUUGACGAAAAAUUCAACCCAAAGAUUUCGGAUUUUGGACUUGCAAGGCUGUUGACAAAGCUGGAUAGGCAUGUUAUAAGCAGUAGAUUUCAGAGUGCAUUAGGAUAUAUGGCACCAGAACUAGCAUGUCAGAGCUUGAGGAUCAAUGAGAAAUGCGAUAUAUAUGGUUUUGGCGUCUUGAUUCUUGAGCUAGUAACUGGAAGAAGGCCAGUUGAAUAUGGUGAAGACAAUGUGGUGAUACUAAACGAUCAUGUGAGGGUUUUGCUUGAACAUGGUAAUGCCUUGGAUUGUGUUGAUCCAAGCAUGGGGGAUUAUCCUGAAGACGAGGUAUUGCCAGUGCUCAAAUUGGCCCUUGUGUGCACCUCUCAAAUACCUUCCAGUAGGCCUUCCAUGGCAGAAGUGGUGCAAAUAUUGCAGGUCAUCAAGACUCCAGUUCCACGAAGAAUGGAAAUUUUCUAA